GUUUUGACAUCCUCGCCUCAGCACCACUCCGCGCAUCCCUUCAUGCGCGCUCUGGACACGGAUGUGGAGGCGGAGGCGGGGGUCUCGCGCUCUUUCUCUCUCUCUCUCUCUCUCUCUCUCUCUCUCUUGAGUUCAGCCAUUUAAAUAUCAACCCGUACAUCACGGGUACUGACACCGAGACACCCCGCUUGGAUAGCAUCAUUGCUCGGCUUUUUCAAGAGGAGCGUCGCACAGGAGCCUCACCGGGAUGUCAAGCCUCCUGGAGAACCCUCUGCAGGCGGUGCUCUAUCUGAAGGAGCUCACCGCCAUCGUGCAGAAUCAACAGAGUCUGAUCCAAACCCAGCGAUACCGGAUAGACAUACUCGAGCGCCGGCUGGAGGAUCUAGCGGUUGAGAAUCGGCAGCUCCGGGACUCCAGCAGCCAUCACCGGCAUCCUCCCCGCUAUCAUCCGCCUCCGCCCCCCCGGACCUCCAGCCUGCCCCGAACCAGCAGAGCCGGGACACCCCCACUUCAAACUCAGCAGCAGCAGCAGCAGCAGCAGCAUCAUUCCCCUCUGGACAUGCAGCUUGUGCCUGCUGGACCCAGCACUGCCAGUCCGGACUCUGCUGAUGAAGAUGAUGAUGAUGCUCAGAACCCCUGCUGUAGGUCCCUGGUCCCACAGACACCUGCCACCUUGUGCCGAGCUGUGGGACUCCCACGGGCAUCAGAGAGUCAGACCGUCUUGCACCAGUUCUGCUGUCCAGCCCCAGAGGCCCCAGAGGGAGAUUCCAUAACCUGCUCCAGCUCGGUUCCUGCUGCAGGAGAGGAACAGAAAGAUGAGAAAAAAGACGAUCAGCCUGACGUGCCGCCCUGCUCACAUCCUCCAGAAUAUGAGCUCUCUCCUGAUCUCAAACAAAAACAGAUAGAGGAACUGGAGCAAAAGUAUGGUGGUCCUCUAAUUUCUCGGCGUGCGGCCUGUAAGAUUCAGAUGGCGUUUCGUCAGUACCAGCUCAGCAAAAACUUCCAGAAGAUCCGUAACUCAGUUCUGGAGAGUGGGAUCCCGCGGCGUAUGUCAGUGCGCAGGGUCCGGGUGCAGAGGGAAAGUUUCUCUGCUGAACGGGCGCUAAUGGAAGGAUGUUCACUCAUGGGCAUUCCGCUCACACACUCCACGUCACUGCCGGGGGCCACUACAACCACACUCACACACCUGGAGGACACAUUCACAGAACAGGUUCAGUCAUUAGCACGGUCUAUUGACGAGGCUUUGAGCAGCUGGAGUUCUGUUCGAGACGGGGAAGGAGAGAAGUCCUCUGCGGCCCCUCCCUCUGGAUCCCAUUCCGAGGGGCUCCUGAUGGACCCCCUACAGGAGGCCACGUCGAGCGGCUGUGGGGAGAGCAUACCCCGCAGUGCCAGUAAACUCAUGAUGGCUUUCAGAGAUGUGACUGUUCAAAUUGAUAACCACAACUUUCGCCUCUCCUCCUCCUCCAUGCUGGAAUCGGUAUCCCUUGGUAACGGCGUAUCCAAGGAGACUGGCUCGGAACCCCAAAAGGGGGGAAAGAUCGCAGGCCAGUCGGCAUCAUCAGCCCCGGCAGCGCCUGAGUUUCCAGCUCCACCUCCCAGCGAGGAAGAGAAAGAGAACCAACAGCCAACCGGAUUGGAUGCACUGACAGCAGGGGCGGGACUGGAGGGGAAACAGACCAAUCAGAUUGCGCCCGAGACGGCGGAAAACAGCUCAGAGCCCGUCAGUAGCAGCAGCACCUCGACAUCAGCGUGUGAAACGAUGAUUCUGUCUCUGCCCCGCCCACACUGCCAGGACACGCCCUGUGGCACGCUGUCGACGGAUAUUGCACGCAAACGCCUUUACCGCAUAGGACUCAACCUCUUCAAUGUAAAUCCAGACAAAGGAAUCCAGUUCUUGAUAUCCAGGGGCUUUAUUCCGGACACAGCUAUCGGUGUGGCUCACUUCCUGUUGCAGAGGAAGGGUUUGAGCCGACAGAUGAUUGGAGAGUUCCUGGGUAACAGCAAGAGGCAGUUCAACAGAGAUGUGUUAGACUGUGUGGUGGAUGAGAUGGAUUUUUCUAUGCUGGAGCUGGAUGAAGCUCUGAGGAAGUUUCAGGCUCAUGUGCGAGUGCAAGGAGAAGCUCAAAAAGUCGAGAGACUCAUUGAAGCAUUCAGUCAGAGGUAUUGCAUGUGUAACCCUGACGUGGUGCAACAGUUUCACAACCCCGACACCAUCUUCAUCCUGGCCUUUGCCAUCGUGCUGCUGAACACAGACAUGUACAGUCCCAACAUAAAACCAGAGCGCAAGAUGCUGCUGGAAGACUUCAUACGCAACCUACGAGGAGUGGACGAUGGGGCAGAUAUUCCGCGGGAGAUGCUAGCCGGCAUUUAUGAGCGGAUUCAGCAGAGGGAGCUGCGCUCCAACGAGGACCAUGUGACCUAUGUAACCAGGGUGGAGCAAAGCAUUCUUGGAAUGAAGACGAUACUGUCGGUUCCUCACCGUAGGCUGGUGUGCUGCAGUCGACUCUAUGAGGUCACCGAUGUAAAUAAACCGCAGAAACAAGCAUCACAUCAGAGGGAGGUGUUCCUCUUCAAUGACCUGAUAGUGAUCUUAAAACUAUGCCCUAAGAAGAAGAGUGCCGCAACAUACACAUUCUGCAAGGCCAUGGGCUUACUGGGAAUGCAAUUCCAUCUGUUUGAGAAUGAGUAUUACCCUCAUGGAAUCACGAUAUUGUCUCCGUUCUCGUCAGAGAAGAAGCAGGUGGUGAGUUUCUGUUCUCAGAGCGCAGAAGAGCUGCUCAAGUUUGUAGAGGACCUGAGAGAGAGCAUCGCAGAGGUGGCAGAGAUGGAACAAAUUCGCAUUGAAUGGGAACUAGAAAGACAACAGGUUGUGAGAAAUCAAACUAACAAGAACGGCACACAACUAGACAUCCACGCUGGACCUAGUUCUGCUUCAGGGGAUGAUUUUUAUGAGAAAACGGGGAGCAACACGGUAGAGGUGUCAAUUCACAACAGGCUCCAAACAUACCAACUCAGCUCUCCUCUGGCCCCACCCAGCGCUCAGCAACACCUGGCCGUCCUGCCUAGCCCCGCCCCUGGCUCCGCCCUCACCAUCUCCCCCGACACCCUGAUCCAGUGCCAGCAGAUCGUGAAAGUGAUCGUCAUGGACGCCGCCGGGCGUGGCCACGUGGAGGCGUUCCUCAGCCACAACCCCGCCCACCGCCUCAUCCAAUCGGCUGUGUCCACGCCCAUCAGGUCACGGGAGGGAGGCAAGCAACAGCAGCCGCCCCUCCCUCCCCCGCCGCCUCCUUAUCAUCACCCGCAUCAGUUUUGCCCCCCGACCCCUCCACCACCACGCCACCUGCUGAGCCAACGCAGGUACUCCAGCGGGACACGCAGCUUAGUCUAAAUAACAUACACACAAAUGAGUUUACACUUGUUCACAGAUCACCUAAAAUGAACAUUCUGUCUUUAUUUAAUCUCCCACAUGUUGUUCCAAACCCAUUCUGCUAACAUUAUAUAUAUAUAUAUAUAUAUAUAUACACAUACACACACACACAUAAUUACUAAAACUAAAAUGAAAACUGAAAAUAUAAAAAUAAAAAACAUGUUAAAUAUGAAAAAAUACUAUAAUAGUGUAUAUAUAUAAUACACUAUUAUAGUAGUUUUACGUUAUUUUAUAUUUUCAGUUUUCAUUUUAAUUUUAGUAAUUAUGCUACGUGCUUUCAUUAUUUUUAUUUUUAUUUAGCUUUAGUUUUAGUAAUUUUAUUACUAAAAUCACUUUUGUUUAAACUUUUUAAGUAUACGUUUUUCAUCUAAUAUUCAGAUUUUUUUUUAUUUUUUAUUUCAGCUUCAUUUCAAUUAAAGGCACAAUAUGUAAUUUUCGCCGCUAGAGGUCGCUUAUUCAAAACAAAGGUGUACCUUGAUGAUGCCUUUAUUUUGCGAAAUCAUGGGGGGUGUUGUCUUCACGUCUACAGCUGGUGGAAAAAAAUCGGGACGAGACUCGGGCAGAAAUCAUGUUCAUGGAUGAGAUUAUUAACGUUACUGUAGUAUGAAGCAGAGCAGGGCCGAGUGCUGUGAGAGCAGAAACGAGGCGGCUGGAGAGAUUGAUAAUGAGAGACGAGCGCGACACAUGGCUCGAGAGCAGCGGAACUUUUAUUAUGCCGCAGUCGCCGCUUCCGCUUCUUCCGGUCAAGUGUAUGUGGGGUAAAGCAGUACUAUUUUAUUAUAUUAGAUACAUUUGUGUGCUGAAAGUUGUUAUAGUGCUACUCUGCGUUCACUCAGGCGUCUACUAUGAAACACUUAAUGCACACUGCAGUAAGCUAGAUCGAUAUUAGGCAUGGUAAAACAUGGUAUUCGCUGUAAAUCAAGAAAACGAGAUUUAAACAAUAAGACUUACUGUGUUGAGCUGUAUAACAUGAUUAGUUUUCUGUCGAUGAAUGUAUCCAAACAGUUGCUCACCUGUCUAAAAAGACACAUAAUAUAUUAAAGCAUCUUUGGUGUUUCCAUGGUUUCUAUAAAAUAAAACCAGAAACUGAAGGUAACGCGGGUAUGAUGUCAUUGAUAGGCGUCGCACGGAUAUUGUGCCUUUAACAAAAUUUUUUUUUUUUUUUUUUUUUAUCAUUGCAUGGAAACAAGCUGUAUAAAAAUUCUCUUUUUGUGUUCCUUGGAAAAAAUAACAGCAUACAGAUUUACAGCAACAUGAGGGUGAAUAAAAAAUGAUGGAAUGUUAAUAUUUAUGUGAACUAUUGCUUUAAAACUGAACUAUCAUGUACUCUUUUUUGAAGAUAGCACAAGCAGCCCAAUCUGAACUGUUAGGCUCACAUCACUCAAAAGAAGAUAUUCUUAGAAUUGUUGGGUCCUCAUGGCCUUAAAGUGUGCAUUUAAAGUGAGUAGAUGUACAGUAUUUUUUUAAGAGGGUUUUUUCUCAGAUCUUUUUUGUGUGUGUUCACCAUGUCCCUAUAUUCAAAUUAAGUGUUUAUAUAUUUUGAUUUCUCUUAAAACACCCAUGUUGUGUGACCCAAAUUACAAUAGAUGGAUGUAGUAUAGAGAGAGUGCUUGUGAAGGUGAAUUUAUUCAAAGACACCACCAUAAAAUAAUGUUUGCAAUUAUAUAAAUGUUCACAUCAUAUUUUGUAUGGAGAUAGGAAAUCACCACCCUCUUUCAAAGGACUUACCUGUUAGUCUGAAUCCCAAAGAUGAAAUCCAAUUCCAGUAUUUGGAUAUAAAUCAUACCUCAACAUUUCUGAAAAGGAAACAUGCAAAAGUAACUUAGUUAGAUAAAAGAACACCCCCUGAGUGAGUUUAGAUACAACAAAUAACAAUUUGCGCACACGUCACUGCAGUAGGCGCUCUGAACUAAACAGUAGCCAAGGCAGAUCAUGUGACCUCUACUGCUUUCCCAUUGGUGGUUGUCAGAUCAUGUGAAUCCACAUUUGCAUUUGAAUGGCAAAAUCUCACAGAAAAUGAAUGAUUUUAUUGCUGCAAAUUACUGUCUUUUAGUGAAUUAUUCAAACUGUGUUUUUGGAUGAGAUUUAGGUCAGGACGUGGCCACUAAAGAAUUUCUAACUUCCAAGAUAAAAGCUAUAGAUUUUGUCUGUAUUUGGCAUCAUCUACUGAUGUUUUUAUCCUGUCAAGAGUCCCAAUCUCAGCUGCUGUUAACUAGGCAUUGAGAAAGGUCACAUGUGACCAAAACAUUGCCACUUUUUCAUUAAAGCAGCGGUUAUAUCUUCUCCUUCGUUGUUAGAGUGUGCAGGCUUUUUUAAGUGUUUCCCUAAUUGGAGUUUUCAGUCUACGCACCUCAUUUGGACAAUUUUUAGAGUGCGUUGAGUUCCUGGCUUUUCUUAAAUCGAGGACGCUGCCAUCUUGUGUGGAGGAUGUACUUGAUCUUGGCUACGUUCAGACUGUCAAUCCAAAUCUUAUUUUUGUGCAUAUCCAGUUGAAGUCCAAUCAGAUUUAGCAAGUGUGAAUGGCCAAAAAUCAUGUGAAAUGUGAUUUUUACAAAUCCGUUUCGAGCUAUAUUCAUAUGUGGACACACAAUGUGGACGUCAAUAAUUUUAGAUCAGAUUCCAAUCGGAUACAAAAAUAAUCAGAUUUGGACUGACAGUGUAAACAUAGCACCUGAGAGCCGUUCACCUCAUACCUAGCAAGGGUGUUGACUGAGCUCCAUAAACCCUUUAAAACAUUUGGACAAUCGGCUCUUGACUUGUGCCUGCUUCUUGAUUUUUCACUCUGUGUGGCGUGACAGCGCCAUGGCUUGUCGGACAAAGCAACAGUAACUAAGGGGGGCGAGUCUUUGCGAAGGGUCAAUUACUCACCCUCAUGUCGUUCUACACCCGUAAGACCUUCGUUCAUCUUCGGAACA
Molecule: messenger RNA, 6342 nt
Organism: Ctenopharyngodon idella (grass carp)
Lineage: Eukaryota; Metazoa; Chordata; Actinopteri; Cypriniformes; Xenocyprididae
Gene: iqsec3b
Product: IQ motif and Sec7 domain ArfGEF 3b
Exons: 15
Coding region: 248-3388 (1046 amino acids)
Biological process (GO): actin cytoskeleton organization; regulation of ARF protein signal transduction
Molecular function (GO): protein binding; guanyl-nucleotide exchange factor activity
Source: RefSeq, a predicted model, not a curated record